Cottoperca gobio is the source of this 1352-nucleotide messenger RNA. RefSeq names its product chromosome 9 C2orf68 homolog (gene c9h2orf68). The transcript has 4 exons. The record is from RefSeq and is a predicted model, not a curated record. Lineage: Eukaryota; Metazoa; Chordata; Actinopteri; Perciformes; Bovichtidae. The coding region runs from base 32 to 544 and encodes 170 amino acids.
UACUAUCCCUUCAUUGGAGCUGUUUGUUGAAAUGGAUAUUUUAAGGGACGAUGAGGUGCAUGACCUGAAAUGCAAACCUUCGGGCCGCUUGGAUAUGAGCCACGGCUUCCUGCACCAUAUCCGGAGGAACCAGAUUGCUAGAGAUCAUUAUGAUAGAGAGGUGAAACAAGCCAAAGAGGUGAAGCAAGCCAAAGAACUUCAGCGGCGGAGGCACACUACAACCCCUAGACGACCCCGUCGACCUGAUAUCCAAGUGUACCAUCCUCGACGCAGACAUGGAUCAGAGCCAGGGGCUGGUGCUGAGGCGGAAGAGUCUAAUGAGAGUGGGUCAAGCACAGACACGGAGACUCAUGGUACUGAACUCUUCUGGCUCGACUAUCAGGCGGACUCUGGUACCAUUACCUCCUUCCUUGUGCACAAGGAGGAUAAGCCUGAGACGUUAGUGGAGCGUGUCGCAGAGAAAAACAUCCUGGAUUCCUCCAUGAGGGCCGCUUUAGAGGCUCGAAUUCUAAAGGAAAUUGACAAAAGACGAGACAAACGCUGAGUGAUAUUCUCAGAACAGUAGAUUAUGAUGACAAAGCCUGGCUACAGGCAAAGGUGGAGGAAUACUUCAUUUGCAGUUCUGCACUCCUACAAAGCAUUUACACUGUUGACAGUGUUGGGGGCAUAAUGAGGACUCUGGGAUCAUGUACAGUGACUGUCAGAGAUCCAACUUGAUGAGCCACAAUCAAUCCGUCUUCUGUUUUUAAAGAAGAAGGAAGAGCACUUAUCAAUGACAGUAUUGUCGGGAGUUGACUGUCAGGUUCAUGUUUACUACAUUUUACUCACCUUGGAUUGUUACCCAAAUUCAUAACUUUAAGGACACGUUGUACACCUUCAAGUUGACUGGACCUAUACGAAGAUGUUGCAUUCAGAAAGGAGUAGGUACUCUUUGACAGAGAGCACUGUUAACCUUCCUCCUCAGUUGAACAUGUGUUUCUUGUGUUUACAAAGAUCUAGUUUUUAUAAACAAGAUUUAUACUUUUUUGGUAAAAUGCUGUGAACGGAAAAUCAGCGAUUCUGUGUUUAAAAAUGUGAGAAUAUAGUUUUUUCUUUUGGAUUUGGAGAGUUUAGUGGAUGUAGCCAUGAUAAUGUGUUUGUGUGGCAACUGUGUUUCAUUAUUUUCAGUAUUCUAAUUUAUUUUGGAUUGUUGAAAUACUUUUAUUUUUGAUACUGUAAUAUUUUUUGAGUACACAAUUCUUUACGUAUAAAAUGACAUACUGUAUAUAAAAGCCAUUUAUUACUGUCCUAAUGCGUCUGGAUGUGCACUUAUGGAAUUGAACAGCCAUAAAAUGUGAAAGUUUUUUCUUAAU